AUGGGACUGGGCUGGGCAUAUUGCCAGAAGAACGAUAGAUGGACCAAGCUAAUACUAGAAUGGCGGCCAAGACAAGAUGCUCUCAGAAACAGAGGCAGACCUCCGACAAGAUGGUCAGAUGACUUGAAGAGAUUUAGGGGAGACUGGACCCAAGUGGCACAGGACCGAGAAGAGUGGAAGGAUUUGAGGGAGGCCUACGUCCAGCAAUAUAACCUAAAAGUAGUUCAAGUUUACGCUCCAACAACAGAACAUACUGACGAGGAGAUUCAGACUUUUUAUGAUGAUUUAUGUACAGCUAUCUCAAAUAACCAUACACAUUUCACUGUCGUAUGCGGUGACUUUAAUGCCAAAUUGGGAACGAAAUUAGAUCCAUCAGAAACUGCCUUAGGCAAUUUUGGAAGCCCAGGACGAAACGAUCGUGGUGACACUCUUUUAAAUUUCCUAUUAGAGAAAAACUUGUUUCAAAUGAACAGUUUCUUCCAGAAGAAACCCCACCGCAGAUGGACAUGGAAAAGCCCAGAUGGCAGAACGAAAAACGAAAUCGAUUACUUUAUCACUGACAAAAGGUACAUAUUUAGAGAUGUAACGGUCCUUAAUAAAUUUGCAAAAUCAAGCGAGGUCCAUCAAGCAGACCAUCGAAUGGUGAGAGCCACAAUUAUAGUAAACACCAAUUACGAACGGCACAAAAUGAUAAGGAAAAAACAAAGUAAGACAUGGACACACCCGAGAAGUAUACAGGAAUUCGGAAACCACAUCACUCAAACCCUUCAACACAUAUCACCACCAAACGAUUUUAAUAUCCUAAAUGAUAUAAUAGUAGAAGCAAUAACGGAAGCCCAAAAGAAAUGUUGCCCAACAAAUCUGAAGGAGGAAAAGAUCAGUUUGGAAACACAACGCAAAAUGGAGCAAAGAAGGAAAUUGAAAAGCGACGAACACGCCAGUCAAGGUGAUUUGAAUAAACUAAAUAAGGAAAUAUCAAGAGAAAUCAGAAAAGACAUAAGAAAGCACAGAAACGAAAAAAUAAUUAAAACUAUCGAGGAUAAUAAGAGCAUGAAAAUAAUGAGACGCAAGCUCACUAAUGGAAAAAAAGAAAUCGUCAAACUCAAGGACAAAAAUGGUAAUAUAACAUCUAAUAGAGAACAUUUAUUACAGAUUGUGGAAACACUCUAUGAAACACUAUACACCAACCACUCUACUCUAGACUCGAGGAAGUACCUACAAGGAAAGGUUCAAAAUCAGGGUUCUGAGGAUGUUCCGGAAAUCUCUGUAAGUGAAAUUUACAAUGCUCUAAAAAAUAUGAAGAACAAUAAAGCUCCGGGGGAUGAUGGUGUCGUCACAGAAGCGAUAAAGAUGGGAGGAACAGUAUUAAUGACCAAUAUUCAACGGCUGUUCAAUAUCUGUCUGGAAAAUCAAAAUAUCCCUACAAAGUGGAAUAACUCAAUAAUUAUCCUCUCACAUAAAAAAGGAGACAUAGCAGACCUGGAAAAUUACAUACCAAUUAGCCUUCUUAACCAUCUUUAUAAACUAUAUACCCGAAUUAUAACAAUUAGACUAGAGGCAAAAUUGGACUUCUACCAACCUAAAGAGCAAGCUGGUUUCCGUUCCGAAUUUGGUACCAACGAUCAUCUGCAGUGUUUAAAAACCUUAAUAGAAAAAACCAUCGAAUACAAUCGUCCCCUAGCACUGAUAUUUGUCGAUUUUAAAAAAGCGUUCGAUACGGUAGAAUUACCGGCCAUCCUAACAGCGCUACAAGAAUGUAGAAUCGACCUCGAUAUUGUAACAUAA
This is a messenger RNA of Sitophilus oryzae (rice weevil), 1785 nucleotides long. RefSeq lists its product as uncharacterized. Bases 1 to 1785 code for a protein of 594 amino acids. Gene Ontology annotation, molecular function: catalytic activity. The transcript has 2 exons. NCBI's taxonomy places the organism in Eukaryota, Metazoa, Arthropoda, Insecta, Coleoptera, Curculionidae. The record is from RefSeq and is a predicted model, not a curated record.